Messenger RNA from Peronospora matthiolae, 348 nucleotides. NCBI's taxonomy places the organism in Eukaryota, Oomycota, Peronosporomycetes, Peronosporales, Peronosporaceae. The record is from the annotation of a GenBank genome assembly.
AUGACGUCUCGUCGCUUCUCGAGCAGCCGUCGCCCCGAGCACAACAACUGGAAGUUCCGACGCAACAGCAGCAGUCGCGGCCGCAAUGUCCACUCCACUGCGUGUUUCCGAGGCGAAGGGUACAACGACCACGAGAGCGUGUACAUUGCAGAAGACGUCGCGGGCAUCUCGGGCUUCCGAACGCCGAGUCAAGCGGGGUUCAAGGGCGUUUUGCAGCACCGGUUUGAUGAAUUUCUCGUGCACGAGCUCAGUGCUCGAUCCAAGAUGCCGGUGGUGCUCCAGAACGUGGCAAAAAGAGCCGGAACGUGGUGCACGUGUUUCAAGAGCGGGUGCUGGAUUUCGUGCUGA